Molecule: messenger RNA, 495 nt
Organism: Caretta caretta (loggerhead turtle)
Lineage: Eukaryota; Metazoa; Chordata; Testudines; Cheloniidae
Source: RefSeq, a predicted model, not a curated record
AUCAGCCAUGCCCAGCAGGCCGUAGAUCAGAAGCUUCACAAUGGCCAGGACCGUCUGUACCAGAUGUGGCUCCAGUACUGCAGGGGCAACUUGGAAGGGCAGGAGGAACCAGACUCCGUAAAGCAGGUUGAAGCUCAGGCUCUAGCCAUGUCCCAGAGCCUCACUCAGCAACUGAAAACCACCUGCCUUACUCUCCUGGGCAGCAUCCAGGGCCUUCCCAGCACUAUCCAGGACAAGGCCCAGCAGGUCUCGAGCAGUACAGAAGAGCUCCAGGCCUCAUUCUCCAGUGCCGGCUGUUUCCAAGAUCUGUCCAGCAGUGCCCUUGCCCAGGGUCGGGAGAUGGUGACAAAGGCCCAGGAGUCCCUGGAUGAGCUCCUGGAAUACGUGAUGCAGAACAUUCCCCUGGAUUGGAUCGUGGGACCCUUCACUCCCGCGGGAGACUCCCCACAGUGUCCUGAUGAGCUGGUGGAGGAAGGAAAGAAGGUGGAGGCCUGA